This is a messenger RNA of Tinamus guttatus (white-throated tinamou), 1632 nucleotides long. NCBI's taxonomy places the organism in Eukaryota, Metazoa, Chordata, Aves, Tinamiformes, Tinamidae. The record is from RefSeq and is a predicted model, not a curated record.
UGUUGACACACAGUUCUCAAUAACUCUGAACAACAAGGAUGCUCUCACAGAAGAUGAGAAGACCUUGGCUUCCUAUGGGAUAGUUUCUGGUGAUUUGAUAUGUUUAUUGCUAGAAGAAGCAGUUGCAAAACCCAGUCCACCUCCUCCCUCAUCUUCUACUCCUGCCCCACUCCAGAAUGGUCAAGAACCGUCCACCUCGAUCCCCAAGAAAAGUCAGGCCAGCAGCCCAAAAGAAAGGCAGAAUGGGGGACUAUCUGACAACCAGAAAGUUCAGGCAGAAGUUCAAAGGAAUGAUGAUGAUAAGGAAAAAUCCAGUCUAGAAUUUGCUUCUGAUCUAGUCCCAGAGGAUGCUGAUCUGGAGGAAGGCACAGGUUGCUAUCCCUCAGAACCCAUGCUGUGCAGUGAAGCUGCUGAUGGUCAAAUACCCCACUCCUUAGAAACGCUAUACCACUCUGCAGAGUGCAGCAGUGCCACCGAUGCCUUGAUCGUUCUCGUGCAUCUUCUCAUGAUGGAGGCGGGCUACGUGCCUCAGGGGACAGAGGCCAAGGCAGUGUCCAUGCCGGAGAAAUGGAGAGGGAAUGGUGUUUAUAAGCUGCAGUACACACAUCCCCUUUGUGAGGAGGGUACGGCUGGGUUGACUUGUGUGCCCUUGGGAGAUCUUGUCGUCAUUAAUGGAACUUUAAAAAUCAACAAAGAGAUUAAAGGUGUGAAGAGAAUACAGCUAUUGCCAACAUCCUUUGUUUGUUUUCAGGAACCAGAAAAGGUUGCAGGGGUUUACAAAGACCUUCAGAAGUUAUCUCGUCUCUUCAAAGACCAGCUGGUGUACUCUCUUCUGGCUGCUGCCCGACAAGCUCUGAACUUGCCAGACGUGUUUGGGUUAGUGGUCCUUCCUCUUGAGCUGAAGCUUCGAAUUUUCAGACUUCUGGAUGUCCGUUCGCUCAUCUCUCUUUCUGCCGUUUGCCGUGAUCUUUACACAGCUUCAAAUGACCAACUUCUUUGGAGGUUUAUGUAUCUGCGAGAUUUUCGAGAUCCUAUUACAAGGCCUCGUGACACAGACUGGAAAGAACUGUACAAGAAAAAAUUGAAACAGAAGAAGGACGCCCUGAGAUGGAGGCAUACGAUGUUUCUGCCCCCGACACCUCAUCCAAUUCCUUUCCAUCCCAACCCAUUCUAUCCUAAUCCCUUUCCUCCCAACCCAUUCCCAUCAAAUCCGAUUUAUCCUCCAAUGAUGAUUGGUGGAGAGUACGAUGAGAGACCAACACUUCCAUAUGCUGGAGACCCCAUUAACUCUCUCAUUCCUGGCCCGGGGGAAGCACCAGGCCAGUUUCCCCCGUUCAGACCACACUUUGACCCCAUCGGCUCCCUGCCCGGAGCAAACCCUACGCUUCCAGGACGAGCUGCUCCCAGUGAGAGGUUUCCACCCAGACCGAGUCGGGGCCGCCCCAUGGACAUUCGCCGUGCGUUCAUUUGACUGCUACUUCUUCCUUCAGUGGGUUUUCUGGUUUCUGGGCUUGCUUUCUAACUGCAGGAGAAUGCAAAAUGCAGGCACUAACAUCUGCCUUCACUUCACAUUGUGGCAAGAGCACGUGUGCGUGGUUAUGUCUCGCCCACAAAGGCUGGGUAGGUUAUGCU